CUGUAUCAUAACCAUAACAGCUAAAUAAGGUGUCAACAAUGGGUAAGAAGGUCAAAGAAGACAAGAAACCUCCUCCAGAUGAUGUGUUUGAUGUGGUAGCCCUUGAGAGCCGACAGGCUGGAACAGUGGUUCUUAUGCUAAACAGUCCAGAGGAGGAAGUUCAAGCUAAAGCUUGUGAGGCUAUCUACAAAUUUGUGGAGAAAUGUGAUGAAAACAGAAAACAGCUCCUGGAUUUGGGAGCUGGCGACCCUUUGUUACAGCUAAUGCAGAGUGAGGAUAGACUUGUCCGUAGAAAUGCCUGCAUGGCUUUAGGCUCCAUGACAGCUCAACCUGAUGUACGGAAAUACCUCAGAAAAAAAGAAAGAAGCAUCCCCACAUUUAUAUCUUUGUUAGCACCAGAAGAAGAUUCUGUCUGCCAUGAAUUCUCCGCCCUUGGCCUGUCCAAUAUGGCCACAGAGUUUAGCAGCAAGUCAGCCAUCUAUGAGAAUGGUGGUAUAGAGCCGUUGGUCAAGUGUCUCAGUUCUAAUGACCCAGAUGUCCAGAAGAAUGGAAUUGAAGCUCUUGCACAAAUGAUGAUGGACUACCAGACACGAGCCUCUAUCAGAGAUGCUGAAGGAUUAGCUCCUAUGUUAGAUCUUCUGAAGUCAGAAUUUCAAAUUAUUCAGAAACUGGCGCUGCUAGCCUUGGACAGAGCAUCACAAGAUGCUGAGAAUCGUGGAGCUCUUCGGGAACUGGAAGCCAUGUCAAGACUGAUUGACUUUGUAGCUAAACCUGAGCUGAACGACCUUCAUGUGAUGGCUGUAAUGGUUCUCUCCAACCUUCUAGAGGAUUUGGAAAGUUUAGAGGAGGUAAAAGAGACAGGAGGACUUAAACGUCUGGUGGCCCUUAUCACAGACCAGACUCCACCCGAAGAGGAGCCAAAGGGUGGUAAAGGCGAGAAAAAGGCAGGUUCUAGAGCUGCAAAGAAAAGUGCCAAGGAUGGUAAAAAGGGUGGUUCAGAACCAGAGAAAGAAGAUGCACCACCAGGAGAAGCUAUCAUCCCUACCUUACCUGAUGUCAAGAUGUGUGCAGCCAAAGCCAUCGCUCGAUCAGCCAGGAAUGCUGAGAACAGAAAGAUCUUACAUGAACAGGAGGCAGAGAAGAUGUUGAUACACUUGUUGGCUCAUGAGUCCACAGAGGUACAGACAGCUGCUGCCCAGGCCAUCGCAGUCAUGUCAGAGAAUCUCAUGUCAAAGGAUUCCAUCAGAGAAUGGGAUGGUAUGCAGCCAUUGAUUAAACUACUCAACUCAGAGAAUGGAGACGUAAAAGAAGGUGCCUCUUUAGCAUUAGCUAAUCUCACCACCUCGAACAGCACCAACUGUCAUGAAGUCAGUAAUUUCAGUGGUACAGAAAUCCUGGUAAAUCUAUUGACUGAUCCUAGAGAGGAGGCAGUUGCCAAUGCUGCUUGUGUCCUCACCAAUAUGGCUACUGAAGAGGCUCUCCGAAUGGAGGCCCAGGGAAAAGGAGUUGUUACCACCUUGAUAGAGGGCCUGAAGUCCAAAAAUACCACAGUCCAGGCCAAAACAUCUUUGUGUGUAGCUGCAUAUGUGUGUGAUUCAGACUCUAGAUCAGAGUUUCGAAAUGCAAGUGGAAUCGAAAACCUAGUCAUACUUUUGCAUUCUGGGAAUGAUGAAGUGCGGCGAAAUGCAUCAUGGGCUAUCACAGUAUGUGCAGUAGACGAACCAACAGCCACGGAAGUGUGUAAAUUGGGAGGUAUGGAAAUCCUACAAGAAAUCCAGGUGUCCGGAACCAGGAAGAAUCCAUUUGCAGAAGCUGCUCUGGAACGUCUGCUAGACAGUAAUCUGUCAGCCAAAUAUGCCUUAACAGGAAAUCUCAGCUCAACAAACCUUAUAGAGAAUGGCUUCUACGAUGCUGGACAGCUGAGACCAGGUAGCAAGUUCAUGACAAUUGAGGAUUGUUGUAAACAAGAUCUCAAUGACAAACGUGCUAUUCUCUUGGUCAAUGCCAAACCAGCCCCAGCCGCACAACAAUCCUUGUCCCAACAGGAUGUUGAAGUCAAACAGGAGAGUUCCAAAACAAGUGUCUCUGGGAAGUCAUCUAGAACUGGAAGGGAAUCAAAAGCUGCAUCACCACCAUAUUCAGGGAAGAGUCGCACCCAGCGAGAUCGGGAGGAAAAACAGCGUGAAGAAGAGAUGCAGGCACAGUUACUGAAGGAAGCAAUGUCACAGGGUGGCAGAGAAAACAAGCCCUUUGAACUUCCCACAGAUCCCACUCUACUCAAAUACAUGGAGGAGGUGACAGAGAAGAUCCAGCCCAUUCCCUCUGUCCAUGAACAGGUCAACACUCUGGCCAGGUUUGUAGCAGACAAGAUGGGAGGCCCUAUAGAGAAGGGACAGCUCACAAACUUCAGCUGGGAACUCCCAAUAGGUCAGAUUAAGUUUGAGCUGAAAUCCAAUGUUGUGCCGAUUGGCAAGAUCAAGACAGGCAUACACAUCCACCGAGCUCUUCUUUUUAAGGCUUUAGCAGACCAGAUAGCUGUACCCUGUACACUGACCAGAGGAGAGUACAACCGAGCAUGGAAUGAGGUUAUGCUGCCCGAUAGUGACCCCACGCCUGGUGCCCCAAAAUUUCCACCCAGAGCAUAUAUAGUAGAUCUUAUACACAACCCAGGGCACCUGAUGAAAUCUGACACUCCUGAAGCCAUCACAUACAGGAAGUUAUAGUCAGCAAUCGCCCUAACAUUGGACAUUAGUAAACAUAGUUGUCAUGGAGGAACACAUCAACAUUCCUACAAUAGAAUACAAGAUCUUGCAGAAUGAGACAUCUUAAAAGAGGAACAUUUCGACAAGCAAUAUCUGUGAUAAAAACAAAGAAUCAUUGUUCAAAAAUGUAUGAAAUCUGAAUUCAUGAAAUCAGUAAUUUUAAAAAGAUGCUAUUGUCAA
Messenger RNA from Ylistrum balloti, 2942 nucleotides. Its product is annotated as armadillo repeat-containing protein 3-like. The transcript has 23 exons. Lineage: Eukaryota; Metazoa; Mollusca; Bivalvia; Pectinida; Pectinidae. The record is from RefSeq and is a predicted model, not a curated record. Bases 39 to 2723 code for a protein of 894 amino acids. Gene Ontology annotation, molecular function: protein binding.